Hermetia illucens (black soldier fly) is the source of this 1021-nucleotide messenger RNA. RefSeq names its product farnesol dehydrogenase-like. NCBI's taxonomy places the organism in Eukaryota, Metazoa, Arthropoda, Insecta, Diptera, Stratiomyidae. The coding region runs from base 189 to 953 and encodes 254 amino acids. The record is from RefSeq and is a predicted model, not a curated record. The transcript is spliced from 3 exons.
ACGAGUGAAGUUUGGAGAAGUUAGUAUCUCGGUUCCCCGUCAUCCCUCGCAGAAAUAUGGUAGAUAAAUAUUUGUUAAGUCAUGCAAUUAUGAAAUAUAUCAUAUAAUUGCCCCGAAUUUCAACAAAAAUCAGCAAAAUCCGUUCAACAUCUAACAUAUUCGCAUCUAGAUUAUUUAAGCAGUUUUCAAUGGAAAGGUGGCAAAAUCGAGUAGCAGUGGUAACAGGUGCCAGCUCCGGAAUUGGAGCUACUGUUGCAGCAGACCUUGUGAAAGCUGGGCUUGUGGUGAUUGCUUUGGCACGCCGGGAAAGCAAACUUCGCGAAAAUAAAAAUGCAUUGCCCGCUGAUGUGCAAUCACGAUAUCAUCCGGUUCGGUGUGAUGUCACCAACGAGGAGGAAGUUAAGAAGGUCUUCUCGUGGGUCGAGAAGCUUUUCGGUGGAACCGAUAUCUUGGUCAACAAUGCAGGAGUAUUUCAUUAUGGGACGAAUCUAGUUGACUCUAGCAAUUCGGACGCGAUUUGCAAAACCUUGGAUACAAAUGUUAAGGCUCUGGCGUUUUGCGUUCGUGAAGCUUUCAAUUCAAUGAAGAACCGAAAAUUCGACGGUCAUGUGAUACUUGUUAACAGCGUCGCUGGACAUACCACUGAACGGAUCCCGGGAACAAACAUGUAUAUGCCGUCUAAGCAUGCUGUAACUGCCUUGGCUCAAACGUAUCGUCACGAAUUCGCACAAGCUGGUACAAAGGUGAAAAUAACGAGUAUCAGUCCGGGUGCUGUCAGAACGGAGAUCCUUCCUGAGGAGUUGCUCAAAAUCCCUGGAUUUCCCAUUUUGGAGGCUGAAGACAUUUCAAACGCUAUACUGUACACAAUCGCUACUCCACCCAAUGUUCAAAUUUUUGAACUGACAAUUGAGCCGGUGGGUGCGAGCAUGCCAAAUGUCCAACAGAAAAAUUAAUUUGCUUUUUAGCCAAUAAGAUGAAAGCUAAUCAGAGAUAAAAUUAAACAAUCCUUUUUCCCACUAAA